AUGGAUUCUUUGCAAAAUGAGAGCAAUCAGAUUCUUCUUGGGAUCGAAAACUGCCAAGCCCAUUUGAUUUUCGAUCUCGAAACUAAACUCGGAAAUGGUGUUCGGGCAUUUUUGUAUUUCUUGGGUCUUGCUUAUUGUUUUUUCGGGUUGUCAGCUAUCACUGCCCGAUUUUUCAAAUCAAUGGAGAAUAUUGUGAAGCAUUCGCGCCAGGUGGUCGAGGUGGAUCCUGUAUCAGGAGCUAAAACCAUCAAACGUGUGAAGGUUUGGAACUAUACCAUUGCUGACAUCACUCUGCUGGCAUUUGGAACCAGCUUUCCCCAGAUUUCUUUGGCCACCAUUGAUGCCAUUCGAAAUCUCGGCAACACAUAUGCUGGAGGUUUGGGACCGGGAACUCUUGUUGGUUCUGCUGCUUUUGAUCUUUUUCCUAUACACGCUGUUUGUGUUGUAGUUCCUAAAGCUGGAGAACUGAAGAAGAUAUCAGAUCUAGGUGUUUGGUUAGUAGAGCUGUUUUGGUCCUUUUGGGCUUACGUCUGGCUUUACAUUAUAUUAGAGGUAUGGACACCCGAUGUUGUCACUUUGUGGGAGUCUUUGUUGACUGUUUUGCAGUUUGGGUUGUUGCUGAUGCACGCUUAUGCGCAAGACAAGCAGUGGCCAUAUUUAUCCCUUCCACUAGGAAAAAGUGAGAGGCCUGAGGAUUGGGUGCCUGCUGAAGAUACUACAUACGUAGAAGUGAAAGAUGUUUAUGGUGAAUCCUCUAGAAUUCUUGGGGAUGAAACAGGGCAGAUAGCUGACAUAUUCUCAAUCCAUUCAGCGAAUUCGACAGGUCUUCUAUACCACAACUUGCGUAGUAGUGAUGACUCAGAAUCAUCAUUUUCGGAUGAUCCAAAAAGUUCGGUCAUUGUUGAAAAACCUCAUUGGCUUGAAAUUUGGAAGCAGCUGUUUGUGGAUGCAUUUACGUUGGAAAGAGGAGAAUCAACAAAAUCAAACGGAUGCAUACGCUUAACAAAAAUUGUCUGGCAAUCCCUUCUUGUGCCUUGGAGAUUCUUGUUUGCUUUUGUGCCACCGCAUCAGAUAGCUCAUGGAUGGAUUUCCUUCAUUGGUUCAUUAAUCUUCAUCAGCGGAAUAGCUUAUGUUGUGACAAAACUCACGGACAUGAUAAGCUGUGUUACAGGGAUAGAUGCUCAUGUGAUAGCCUUUACAGCAUUGGCUGCUGGAACCUCAUGGCCAGAUUUAGUUGCAAGCAAGAUUGCAGCUGAAAGACAGAUUACUGCCGACUCUGCUAUUGCAAACAUCACUUGCAGCAAUUCGGUGAACAUCUACGUGGGAAUUGGUGUUCCAUGGCUCAUUGACACACUAUACAACUACGUUGCUUACAAGCAGCCACUGCGUAUAGAGAAUGCCGAAGGACUUAGCUUUUCAUUGCUUGUUUUCUUCUCUACUUCUGUUGGCUGCAUCGGAGUUUUGGUACUUCGGCGUUUAACGUUGGGUGCUGAGCUUGGGGGUCCAAGAUUUUGGGCAUGGGUAACCUGCAUUUACUUUAUGGUUCUAUGGCUCAUUUUUGUUGUGCUGUCGUCCCUCAGAGUUUCUGGCAUAAUGUGA
Messenger RNA from Oldenlandia corymbosa var. corymbosa, 1599 nucleotides. NCBI's taxonomy places the organism in Eukaryota, Viridiplantae, Streptophyta, Magnoliopsida, Gentianales, Rubiaceae. The record is from the annotation of a GenBank genome assembly.